This is a messenger RNA of Didymella exigua CBS 183.55, 720 nucleotides long. RefSeq lists its product as uncharacterized. Lineage: Eukaryota; Fungi; Ascomycota; Dothideomycetes; Pleosporales; Didymellaceae. The annotation marks the transcript as partial. The transcript is spliced from 5 exons. The record is from RefSeq and is a predicted model, not a curated record.
GGAAUACCUAAUCCCUAAGAGAGAGGGAGAAGGACCACUUGGACGACUACGCCUGAAUAGGUGAUCUAGCGUGGCAGGAUCACUAUACAAGCAGGAGGCAGAAGCCCUUGGGCCUAGCCUUGCCCUUGGGAGGGUUGCGGGGGAUUAGAGGGUACCGCUCAAGAGCAGUCCUAGAGCGCUUAACAAAGACCUCGAUCUUACAGGAUGUUAACUCUAGAUUACAGCGAGCGUUAAUUGCAGCAUGAACAGGAACCACAGAGUUCUUGUAAAGAAUAGAGCAGGAGUAGGUGCUAUACUUAACGCAGCGCUUGCUGUUCGAAUUGAGCUAAUCAUGGCAAAUGCCAUCAAUCAGGCCUGCGUUGAAACGCAGGGCGCACCCACCACACACCUCCUUACGAGCGGCACCAACCUUGAUUAGAGCGGCCUUCUUCUUGCCCUUCUUAGGGUGCUUCUUCUCCUGAUCUUUGGAGCCGCGAGCAGCUUGGCCGGAUCGCUUAGGGGUGAUGGGAGCGAGCUCGCUAUCGUCCUCCUCGUCCUCAUGCUUGUCCUUGUCCUCGUGAUCAGCGUCCUGACUACUGUCCACCUGAUUGUUGGAACCCUCCUCUGAAUUGUAGCCGUUCGUGCCCUUAAGUAGAUUAACCAGUAGAUCAACAGUCCUCUGCCCUAUUACACCGAACACCAACUUUUCUUAGUUGGAGAAAGGUCGAUUUUCAUCGAUUU